Echinops telfairi (small Madagascar hedgehog) is the source of this 476-nucleotide messenger RNA. RefSeq names its product nicotinamide N-methyltransferase-like. Gene Ontology annotation, cellular component: cytosol. Gene Ontology annotation, molecular function: nicotinamide N-methyltransferase activity. The record is from RefSeq and is a predicted model, not a curated record. The annotation marks the transcript as partial. The transcript has a single exon. Lineage: Eukaryota; Metazoa; Chordata; Mammalia; Afrosoricida; Tenrecidae.
GGUCAAGGGACCCGAGAAGGAGGAGAAGUUGCGACGGGCGGUCAAGUGGGUCGUGAAGUGUGACGUGACCCAGAGCCAGCCCCUAGGGCCCGUGUCCCUGCCCCCUGCGGACUGCCUGCUGACCACGCUGUGCCUGGACGCGGCCUGCCCGGACCUCCCCACCUACCGUGAGGCCCUCAGGAACCUUGGCAGCCUGCUCAAGCCCGGGGGCUUCCUGGUGAUGGUCGAUGCUCUGAAGAGUAGCUACUACACGAUCGGCAAGCAGAAGUUCUCCAGCCUCUCGCUGGGCCGGGAGGCCGUGGAGGCCGCGGUCAGGGAGGCCGGCUACACCAUCGAGCAGUUCCACGUCAUCUCGCAGCCCUACUCCUCCACCACGGCCGACAACGAAGGGCUCUUCUCGCUGGUGGGGCGCAAGCAGAGCGGAUCUGAGUGAUGCUGCUCUGUGGCGCCCAUUAAAGCCAUCCCUUUACCUGCUG